UAUAUAUAGAACGGAAGAGUCUGGAAUCUUUUAUUCUAGGUUUUUUCUUGAUGAAGGAAGAAUCCCAAACGAAACCCAAAAGUUGUCUGCCUCGUGAGAUUAGAGACGGUGGCGUCAGGUGUGCAGUUAAGUUUUAUUUAGGAAGAAAGGAACAAAGGAAGGAGAAAUUGUUUGUUUGUGCUGCAAAGUAAGGAGAGAAGGAAGUAGUCCAUCUGUAAAAAAAAAAAAAAAAAAGGGUAGAAAGAAAGAUGGAGAGAGGGAGGAGGAGUAAUGGGAUGCUUCCACUGCUGGCUCUGCAUGCUGUGAGCGAGUAUUGCAGGCUUGGCUGGAAGCCACCCGUUACCGCCGGACUUCUUGCCGCCAACACUCUCAUCUAUCUGAGGCAGCCUGCUUUCGUCGAUUCUAUGCUCCCUACCCUCCAUGAGGUCUUGUUCAAUCCCCACCUCAUUCUCAAGCACAGGGACCUCAAGCGCUUCCUCCUGUCGGCAUUCUACCACAUAGAUGAAUCUCACCUGGUCUACAACAUGAUGUCACUUUUAUGGAAGGGGAUCCAGUUGGAGACCUCGAUGGGGAGUGUUGAAUUUGCAUCUAUGGUUGCUGCACUACUUGGUAUGUCCCAGGGCAUAACACUGGUACUGGCCAAAUCCCUUCUGUUCUUUGAUUAUGGGAGAGCUUAUUACCAGGAAUAUGCUGUUGGAUUUUCCGGUGUCCUCUUUGCCAUGAAAGUUGUACUCAAUUCCCAGUCAGAUAACUACACUUACAUCCAUGGACUGACGAUACCCUCACGUUAUGCUGCAUGGGCGGAACUGGUUCUCAUCCAAAUGUUUGUUCCUCGUGUCUCUUUCUUGGGCCACCUUGGUGGAAUACUUGCGGGUAUUCUCUAUCUCCGGCUCAAGGCUUUAUAUUCAGGCCGGGAUCCACUAACAACAAUCGUUAGUGGUUUUUCCAAUGUAUUAAACUGGCCUCUGAGGGUUGUGCGGAACUUGUGUGGGUUCCGGCAGCGGCAAAUCUCUGGUAGGAGAACCAUAGGUGGGAGGCAUAUGAAUACGCCUAGCAUUUGGACAUGCCGAGCAUGUACGUUCGAUAAUUCCGGUUGGUUAAGUGUGUGUGAGAUGUGUGGCACGAGUCGUGAUGAUGGACUGUCAUCCGUUGGGUCGUCAAAUCAGUCUCAUGAUCUUUCUUUAGAGGAAUUACGUCUUAGGAGAGUUGAGAGAUUUGGUAGAUGAUUCAAGUAAAUUUGGACAAAUGUUGAACUUUUCUGCACGUCUUCUGGAUAAUAGAAGAUCAAAAACCUGCAAAUGCUCUUCUUUGUGCUUGGUGUAAUAUACAGCAAGAGAAAUAAGUCGCUGCAGGCACUAAGAGGGAGCUUAGAAGUAUUUUUAACAUACGGUUGCAGGUUUUUUUUUUUUUUUAAAUUACUCAUUCUUAGAAUGCAUAGCAGUGGUGGUAUGUGAAGAAGCAAAUGAUUUUUGAGAAUUCUUAGGGUGAUCAAUCGUCCUGUUUGGGCAAGAAUACGCACGCCAUAGCGUGGUGGUUUUUUUUAUUUUUAUUUUAUUUUUAUUUGAACAAUGUAAGAACUGAAACUUUUUACUUUAUAUGGCUACUACCCAAAUGCAAAUUAUACAAUGUAAUUGUUCCCUGUUAA
Cornus florida is the source of this 1645-nucleotide messenger RNA. RefSeq names its product rhomboid-like protein 14, mitochondrial. Gene Ontology annotation, cellular component: membrane. The record is from RefSeq and is a predicted model, not a curated record. Bases 249 to 1226 code for a protein of 325 amino acids. NCBI's taxonomy places the organism in Eukaryota, Viridiplantae, Streptophyta, Magnoliopsida, Cornales, Cornaceae. Gene Ontology annotation, molecular function: serine-type endopeptidase activity. The transcript has 2 exons.